Messenger RNA from Copidosoma floridanum, 1757 nucleotides. RefSeq lists its product as uncharacterized. Lineage: Eukaryota; Metazoa; Arthropoda; Insecta; Hymenoptera; Encyrtidae. The record is from RefSeq and is a predicted model, not a curated record.
UUGAUUCAGAAGUGAAUGUUUCUGAUAACUGUUUUUUUUUAUUGAUGGACCGGGAGGAUCUGGAAAAACAUUUUUAUAUGAAACUCUUUGGUUCUUAUUAAAAGGAAAUAAUAAAAAAUUCUUCAUCAAAUAUGAAAUUAGAAUCACGAGAAGCUGCUUAUUUAAAAGAAAUUGAUAUUUUCAUUUGGGAUGAGGCACCAAUGGCUCCGAGGGGGAGAUUUCAGACAAUUACUUCCGGUUAGAGUGGGUGGAACCCACAGUGAGGUUAUUGAUUUGUGUAUUAAUCGUAGCAAUCAAUGGUCACAGUUUAUUAAAUAUACUUUGAAGCAUAAUAUGCGAGCACGUUCUGAAGAAAUCGACUUUUCGUCAUUUUUAUUAAACGUUGGAGAUGGAAAGCUAAACGAUGCUUAUGAUAAUGUGAGUUUAGCUCAUUUUCCUGAUACUUGUUUCGCAGCACAUGAUGAGGAUAUUGUAGAAGAUAUGUAUGGUGAAAUUUUCCGUUCAAAACAUUACAGAAAAGCAAUAAGUUCUGCAGUAUUGUCCCCUAGGAAUGCUGAUGUAAAUGAGAUCAACAAGAAGAUUGUCACUUUACUUGACGAAGCAACAGAAACAAUAUGUACGAGCGUCGAUAGUACAGACAAUUGUGAUAAUUCUGGUUUUGAUGAUGUAUUACUGCCCGAGUAUCUGAGUACGUUAUCUCCACCAUCGCUCCCUCCUCGUACAUUGAAGUUGAGAGAAAAUUGUAUAGUUAUGCUUAUUCGAAAUCUCAACAUUAGUGAAGGAUUACGUAAUGGUACCAGGUUAUUACUUUUAGAACUCCGUAGUAAUGUAUUAAAAUGUGAGAUUCUAACAGGUGACAAAACAGGAGAAAUAGUAUUCCUUAAUCGAAUCACAUUAUAUUCCUCAGAAACUGACUAUCCUUUUCUAUUCAAAAGAUGACAGUUCCCAAUUAAAUUAGCUUUUGCAAUGACUAUAAAUAAAGCGCAAGGACAGACUUUUCACAAAAUUGCUAUUGACUUAAGAAAAGAAGUUUUUAAUCAUGGGCAACUAUAUGUUGCAUUAUCACGUGUACGCUCAUGGGACUCAUUGAAGAUUUAUUCAAAUUGUCCUGAUGUGAAGAGUAUCAAAAAUUAUGUUUAUGGUGAGUUAUGUAUGUAGGUAUCGUUUUCUGUUUUUGUACAAUUGUAUAUUUUAAUUUUCAAACGUACAGUUCAUGUAUACGUAUACUAAAUCAGAUUGUCGUUUUUUUGGUCACAAACUUAAAUGCAUACAACGUUUUAAAAACUUUAAUAAAACGUCGUUCUUAAACCUUUAUAACGUUGUACAAUGAGGUUGCCAUAACGUUAUAAAAACGUUGUAAAAACGUUGAAAAUGACAGAUUUUUCUAAGUAAAAAUUCAAUCUGGAAAACUUCUAAGUUAUUGUGAGUGUAAUUUGUAGCCAAAUGAGAUAUUACCAUUUGGAUGGCAAUACUUGAAGUAAGGGGUUGAACUAAAUUAUCAGAGUUUUCAGCAAUAAUUUUAUUUGUUCAAAUGAAGUUAGAACUUUUACAACUUUAUGGCACCCUCAUUUUCGCAGCAUUUCAAAGUUUUAUAUAAGAACGUUUUUUCAACAUUCUUUAAACGUAUUAUGCUAUUGGAGAUUUGAAAUCAUUCCAAUUAACCUCAAGUGGUUGAAUAAAGUUUUGAAAAACAUGAUGUGCCAAUGAAAGGUUUCUUUAUAUUAUUAUAUGCAUUUGCAUCCGUCCUUUAUUUUAAU